Talaromyces proteolyticus is the source of this 2835-nucleotide messenger RNA. RefSeq names its product chitin synthase. Gene Ontology annotation, molecular function: chitin synthase activity. Gene Ontology annotation, cellular component: cell periphery; cell septum. The coding region runs from base 1 to 2835 and encodes 944 amino acids. The record is from RefSeq and is a predicted model, not a curated record. The transcript is spliced from 3 exons. Lineage: Eukaryota; Fungi; Ascomycota; Eurotiomycetes; Eurotiales; Trichocomaceae.
AUGAAUCCCCAUCAUCUCGAUAAUCGGACCCCGUCGCCCGGGCGUCCACUGAACCAAUCUUCUCAUUCAUUACAUCCCUACCAACAUGAAACCGAGUUCCGACCACUGCAGAUGCCCUCAACAGAUGAGUUGCUGGAUCAACCGACGUAUUCCGUUGAAGGCAUCAACAACUCCUACGGCCAUAAUGAGCGAUUCGAAGACCACUACCCCCAAAACUACCCCCAUGAAUAUACGUUACGGCCGGAAGAACAUCAUGACGCCUACUAUACCCAGCCGUACGAGCCAACAGGAACUCCUCAUGAUGAUUAUGACCUAGCCAACUAUCCUCCCCAAAACGCUUCUCCAUACCAAGAUGACCGUGUUCCAAUCUUACAAUCCGACAACCCAUACGGCCCAAACCCAUUCGAGCCUCCGGGCUACCAACAGCCCGGAGAGUACACUGAUGACCCUCCUUUACAACCUGAGCCAACUCCGAGUCCGGCGCCGAUUCGGCGAUGGAAAACCGUGAAAGAGGUUCAGCUUUUCCGUGGAAAUUUAGUUCUUGAUUGCCCUGUGCCACCCAAGCUGUUGAAUCAAGUUCCCCAUGCGCAACCACCCGAGCGUGAUGAGUUCACUCACAUGCGCUAUUCCGCUGCUACUUGCGAUCCAGCAGAUUUCUACAGCGAGCGAUUCACGCUCCGACAGACUCUGUUUGCCAAACCACGACACACAGAACUGUUUAUUGUCGUUACCAUGUACAAUGAAGACGAAUUCUUGUUCGCGCGCACAAUGAUCGGUGUCUUCAAGAAUAUCGAAUACAUGUGUUCGAGAAGCAACAGCAAGACGUGGGGAAAGGAAGCCUGGAAAAAGAUCGUGGUUUGUGUUAUUAGUGAUGGUCGUGCUAAGAUCAACCCUCGCACGCGUGCUGUUCUCGCAGCCUUGGGUGUGUAUCAGGAUGGUAUCGCCAAGCAACAAGUCAACGGUAAGGACGUGACAGCCCAUAUUUACGAGUAUACAACGCAAUUGGCUCUGGAAUUGAAGGGUACCCAAGUUAGCAUCAAAGGACGAUCUGCGACUCCAGUCCAGAUGGUGUUUUGUUUGAAAGAGAAGAAUCAGAAGAAGAUCAACUCUCAUCGGUGGUUCUUCCAGGCCUUUGGUCGUGUUUUGGAUCCAAAUAUCUGUGUCUUGCUCGACGCCGGUACACGACCCGGCCGCGAUUCUGUCUACCACCUCUGGCGAGCGUUUGACUUGGAGCCAAUGUGCGGAGGUGCUUGCGGUGAGAUCAAGGUCAUGUUGGACAAGGGUAAAAAGCUCAUCAACCCGCUUGUUGCGGCACAAAAUUUCGAAUAUAAGAUGAGUAACAUCCUGGACAAGCCUCUUGAAUCAGCUUUUGGUUUCAUUUCCGUCCUGCCUGGUGCUUUCUCGGCCUAUCGUUAUGUCGCCUUGCAGAACGACAAGACUGGUCAGGGCCCGCUGGAGAAGUAUUUCGCGGGUGAAAAAAUGCAUGGUGCAAAUGCUGGAAUUUUCACAGCUAAUAUGUACUUGGCUGAAGAUCGAAUUCUUUGCUUUGAAAUCGUCACGAAACGUAACUGUCGCUGGCUUCUGUCUUAUGUUAAGUCUUCAAACGGAGAAACUGACGUACCUGACCGUAUGGCUGAAUUCAUCCUGCAGCGUCGUCGUUGGUUGAACGGCAGUUUUUUCGCAGCUGUAUAUGCAAUUGCUCACUUCUAUCAAGUCGGCAGGAGCAGUCACAGCUUCAUGCGGAAGUUCAUGCUUGCAUUCGAGUUCAUCUUUCAGACGAUCAACAUGCUCUUUUCCUGGUUCGCUAUCGGUAAUUUCUUCUUGGUCUUCCACAUCUUAACACAGUACCUGGGUUCAGCCGACCUCUUAGGAACAGCGGGUAAAGUCUUGGGUGUCGUCUUUGAGUGGAUCUAUCUGUCCACCCUUGUGGCAUGCUUUAUCUUGUCUCUAGGCAAUCGGCCGCAAGGUUCGAACAAAUGGUACAUGACUAUGGUUUAUUUCUGGGUGAUCGUUAUGAUUUACCUUACAUUUGCGGCUAUAUUCGUCACUGUCAGGUCGAUCCAGGAAGAUGUGAAAGAUAAUGGUUUCACCUUUAGUGAUCUAUUUACCAACUCUCAAUUCUUCACCAUCAUUGUAUCACUUGCUUCAACAUACGUGAUGUGGUUUAUUGCUUCCUUAGUCUUUUUUGACCCUUGGCACAUGUUCACUUGCUUCAUUCAAUAUAUAUUACUUUCACCAACAUAUACAAAUGUCCUCAACGUCUAUGCAUUUUGCAAUACUCACGACGUUACAUGGGGUACAAAGGGAGACGACAAAGCCGAAAAACUACCCUCUGCCAAUGUCAAGCCUGGUGGAAAGGUCGAUGUUAAUAUCCCACAAGACAGUGGCGAUUUGAAUGCGCAAUACGAUCUCGAAUUGUCUGCGUUUGCUAGCAAACCGCCAAAGGAAGUGCGCAUUGUCUCCGAGGCAGAGAAACAAGAGGAUUAUUACAAGGGCUUCCGAAGUGGUGUUGUCUUGAUCUGGAUCUUUUGCAACUUUGCCCUCGGCGCUGUUGUACUGAGUACUGCUGGGUUGGAAACUUUUGACAACGGCAGCAAUGCAACUGACGCCCAGAACAAGCGGGCCAAUAUUUACAUGUCUGUCAUCUUGUGGAGUGUUGCUGGUCUGUCUCUUAUCAAGUUCUUUGGAGCGAUGUGGUUCUUGGUUGUGCGCAUGGUAAGAUUAACCCCUUUUUUAAUAAUGCAACAUGCUAACGUUGAAUCUAGUUCCGCGGAGUUUAAUCCAAUGUUUAUUAGUUCUUGCUUCCUACUGUCAACACCUAUGUAUAUGUUAUAA